This is a messenger RNA of Seriola dumerili (greater amberjack), 2209 nucleotides long. Its product is annotated as dual specificity protein kinase CLK4-like. Gene Ontology annotation, molecular function: protein tyrosine kinase activity; ATP binding. Gene Ontology annotation, biological process: regulation of RNA splicing; protein phosphorylation. The transcript has 13 exons. Gene Ontology annotation, cellular component: nucleus. The record is from RefSeq and is a predicted model, not a curated record. Lineage: Eukaryota; Metazoa; Chordata; Actinopteri; Carangiformes; Carangidae. Bases 119 to 1660 code for a protein of 513 amino acids.
GAUUGAAGUUCGCCAUCUUUAAAGAAAAGUAGUCGGAGGCAUUUUCCAGUUUCUUUGUUCAUACUUAUCACGGAAUCGAUAAAUCUACAGUUUUGAACCCAGGAAUUGUUAAAGGAAGAUGCGUCACUCAAAACAAAUGCGUUCCCCAGGUGUCUGGCUUGAUGAGUACAGCUGGGAAGAGAGGAUGGAGUGUCGUAAGCGAAAGAAAAGAGAUUCACACAGCAGCGAAAGAGAAAAUAAGUCUAGAAGAACUCACAAUCACCACAAGACACAUGAGGGGCACUACCUGGAGACCCGCAGUUUGAACCAGAGGCUGGACUCUCGGGAAGGUCGCACCCAGGACUACAGUUUGGACAUGGCCUGUGAGGAGGACAGUCGCGAAGCCACCUGCAAGGACAGAAACCUUGACUGGCACCAUUACAGCAAAUCAUCUGGGCGGAGUGGUCGCAGCAGGCGAAGCAGCCACAGGCACAGAGACAGACGGCGCAGGCGUAGCCACUCUCGCCACAGGUCCUCCUCGAGGAGGAGCCAACACCGCAGGAGCAGGAAAAGAUCCAGGAGUGUUGAGGAUGAUGACGAGGGUCACCUCAUCUAUCACAGUGGAGACAUGCUGAGAGCGAGAUAUGAGAUUGUGUGUACUCUAGGAGAGGGUGCCUUUGGGAAGGUCGUUGAAUGCAUUGAUCACUCUAAUGAUGGAGCUCGUGUGGCUCUGAAGAUCAUUAAAAACAUAGACCGCUACCGUGAGGCAGCUAUGUCUGAGGUAGAGGUGCUUGAACAGUUGAAGUCCCUUGACUCUGACAAGAGAUAUGCUUGUGUGCAUAUCCUGGACUGGUUUGACUACCAUGGCCAUGUUUGUAUUGCCUUUGAGCUGCUUGGCCUCAGCACCUAUGAUUUCCUCAAGGAGAACAACUUCCAGCCUUUCCCCAUUGAACACAUCAGACAUAUGGCAUACCAGAUUGUCCGAGCUGUUCGAUUUUUGCAUAAGAACAAGCUGACUCACACAGAUCUCAAGCCUGAGAAUAUUCUCUUCAUUGAUUCAGACUAUGAUAUGGAGUACAACUCUGACAAAAAACGGGAUGAACGAACAUUGAAAAACCCAGAUGUGAAAAUUGUGGACUUUGGUAACGCCACGUAUGAACAUGAGCACCACACAUCUGUGGUGUCAACGCGUCACUACCGCGCUCCUGAAGUCAUUUUAGAUCUGGGAUGGGACCAUUCCUGUGAUGUCUGGAGUGUAGGCUGUAUACUCAUCGAGUACUACCUUGGAUCAACUCUCUUCCAGACCCAUGACAGUAAAGAGCACCUUGCUAUGAUGGAGAGAGUCCUGGGCCCCAUCCCCACAAACCUCCUGCAGAAAACCAAGAAACGACGGUACGUUCACCGGUGCAAGCUGGACUGGGAUGUGCACAGUUCUUCUGGGAGAUAUGUCAGGAAACACUGCAAACCCCUCAAGCAUUACAUGGCAUCUAAGGAUGAAGACCACCACCAGCUGUUUGACCUGAUAGAGAAGAUGAUGGAGUAUGACCCAGCUAAGCGCCUCAGUCUUGAACAAGCUCUUCGGCACCCCUUCUUCUCCUGCUACUACAGCAGCAGCAGCAGCAGUAGCAGUAAACGCAGCAGCAGUAGAAGCAGUAGCAACAAAAGGAGACUGAACUCCUGAACCUGUUAACAUCUGACCUGUAACCUUGGUCACAUGGCGUCACCAUGUGAACAUCAUGGUGCUCGGUGCUAGCCUUUGCUUCCUGACUCUCCAGGAGAGGUGUACCUUAACUGACUGUAUCAGUCCACUGCCCUGCUUUGCUGCGUCUUGUCCCUAAAUCAGUGCUUCUUAAUCUCGCACAUCCACAAGUUCUGUUUUCAUCUGCGGCAUGUUUUGAUGUAAUCCCCCCAAGUGAUUUCUAUUUAUUUGCCAUUGUAAUUUAAAGUAUGGCUUCUGAUCAUAUCUUUGUAGAUUUUUUUUUUUUACUUCUUGUCCAGUUUUGUCCAUGUUUUUUGUGUGCAAUGUUAGGUGAUGGGUCAUGUGACAGACAGAAAUGCUUUACCCUGAUUCAGUCUCACCAGUAAUAAUUUAUUUAGCAGUGUAGAUGUAAAAAGCUCUUGCAGGCAGAAAAUCCUUGUAAAUAGAAUUUGUUCAGGUAUUUCACUUUUUCACUGACUGGUUAUGUAACUUUUGAAUUAUCAUGUACAUUUUCUCAAUAAACGUGAAUUG